This is a messenger RNA of Oncorhynchus masou masou (cherry salmon), 3620 nucleotides long. Its product is annotated as zinc finger protein 658B-like. Gene Ontology annotation, cellular component: nucleoplasm. The transcript is spliced from 3 exons. Lineage: Eukaryota; Metazoa; Chordata; Actinopteri; Salmoniformes; Salmonidae. The record is from RefSeq and is a predicted model, not a curated record. Bases 228 to 1847 code for a protein of 539 amino acids. Gene Ontology annotation, molecular function: DNA-binding transcription repressor activity, RNA polymerase II-specific; RNA polymerase II cis-regulatory region sequence-specific DNA binding. Gene Ontology annotation, biological process: regulation of transcription by RNA polymerase II.
GAGUUUGCUCGUGGUGAAAUGGCGACAUGAGGCUGCGUGAUGGAGUGGCAAAAUAGAGGGAAGCUAACUGAAGUUAUCCUUCAUCAUUUGACCUUAAUCUGAGGCCAGUAACGUCAACAGUGAGGACAAACGCAGCCUGUCUCUCUCCUUCCACACUGAGUAGGAACCUACAGUCACUGGGUCCUGAUUGUGACCGUGGAGCCCAGUUUGCUCUGCAGGAUCCAGAGAUGGCAUCAGUGAAGCUGGAAGACUGCAGUCAAACACUGGAGAUGAAUGUCAUCAUUAAAGAUGAAGAAGAGGAGGAGAAGAUUAGGACAACUGUUAGUCAUGGAUACCAUGUUGAGACAUUCUCCACAUCCAGAGAGCAACAGCAGGAAGAUCAGAGAGCUAAGAGGUCUCAUCACUGCCCACAUUGUGAAGAGAUUUUCCCAUUUCUAUCAAAGCUAAAAAUACACCUAAAAAUACACACAGGAGAGAAGCCUUUCUUCUGCCCUGACUGUGGAACUCGUUUCUCUCAUCUUUCCCACUUAAAAUCACAUGAACGUGUACAUACAGGGGAGAAGCCAUACUCCUGCUCUGUCUGUGGAAAAUGUUUUCAAACAUCAAAUGGGCUAAAAGUUCAUCAGAGAACACACACAGGAGAGAAGCCUUACGUCUGCUCUGACUGUGGAAAAUGCUUCACAACAUCAACUCGUCUAAAAGUUCAUCAGAGAACACACACAGGAGAGAAGCCUUAUUCCUGCUCUGACUGUGGAAAAUGUUUUAAAACAUCAAAUGAGCUAAAAGUUCACCAGAGAACACACACAGGAGAGAAGCCGUAUUACUGCUCUGACUGUGGAACUAGUUUCUCUGCAUUUUUCAACUUAAAAUCACAUGAACGUAUACAUACAGGAGAGAAGCCUUUCCUCUGCUCUGACUGUGGGGCGAGUUUCUCUCAUCUGGGCACCUUAAAAACACACCAACGUAUACACACAGGAGCGAAGCCUUAUUCCUGCUCUGACUGUGGAAAAUGUUUUAAAAGAUCAAAUGUGCUAAAGGUUCACCAGAGAACACACACAGGAGAGAAGCCUUACGUCUGCCCUGACUGUGGAACUCGUUUCUCUAAUCUUUCCCACUUAAAAUCACAUGAACGUGUACAUACAGGGGAGAAGCCAUACUCCUGCUCUGUCUGUGGAAAAUGUUUUCAAAGAUCAAAUGGGCUAAAAGUUCAUCAGAGAACACACACAGGUGAGAAGCCUUACGUCUGCUCUGUCUGUGGAAAAUGUUUUCAAACAUCAACUGAUCUAAAAGUUCAUCAGAGAACACACACAGGAGAGAAGCCUUAUUCCUGCACUGACUGUGGAAAACGUUUUAAAACAUCAACUGAUCUAAAAGUUCAUCAGAGAACACACACAGGAGAGAAGCCUUAUUACUGCUCUGACUGUGGGGCGAGUUUCUCUCAAAUUUCCCCCUUAAAAUCACAUGAACGUAUACAUACAGGAGAGAAGCCUUUCUUCUGCUCUGACUGUGGGGCGAGUUUCUCUCAGCUGGGCAACUUAAAAACACACCAACGUAUACACACAGGAGAGAAGCCUUAUUCCUGCUCUGACUGUGGAAAAUGUUUUAAAACAUCAACUGAGCUAAAAGUUCACCAGAGAACACACACAGGAGAGAAGCCUUUCUUCUGCCCUGACUGUGGAACUAGUUUCUCGCAACUUUCCAACUUAAAAAAACAUGAACGUAUACAUACAGGGGAGAAGCCAUACUCUUGCUCUGACAGUGGAAAAUGCUUCAAAACAUCAACUGUGCUAACAGUUCAUCAGAGGACAGACACAGGAGGGAGGCCUUAUUCCUGCUCUGACUGUUGAAAAUGUUUUAAAACAUCAAAUAAGCUUAAAGUUCACCAGAGAACACACACAGGAGAGAAGCCUUACGUCUGCUCUGACUGUGGAACUAGUUUCUCGCAACUUUCCAACUUAAAAUCACAUGAACGUGUACAUACAGGGGAGAAGCCAUACUCCUGCUCUGUCUGUGGAAAAUGCUUCAGAACAUCAACUAAGCUAAAAGUUCAUCGGAGAACACGUACAGGUGAAAAGCCUUACUCCUGUUCUGACUGUGGGGUGAGUUUCUCUUGACUGGAUACCUUAAAUACACACCAACAUAUACAUGAAGGAGUGAAGCCAUACUCCUGCUCUGUUUGUGUAAAAUGCUUCAAAACAGCAACCGAGCUAAUAGUACAUCAGAGAACACACGCAUGAGAGAAGCCUGCUUACGUCUGCUCUGACUUUUGGGUGAGUUUCUCUCACCAUAGCAACUUAACACACCAAUGUAGUCACACAGGAGAGAAGUCUUACUCCUGCUCUGUGGAAGGGUGGGCGUGUAACUCAAACUUCUAGCCAAAGGCUGCUGUGUUUAGAAUCUCAUCAAGGAGGACUGUAGCAUUUUAUAUAAGGAAAUCAGUCAUUUUAAAUAAGAGGCCAUAAUCUAUGGAUUUCACAUGACUGGGCAGGGUCUCCGCCAUGGGUGGGACUUGGGAGGGCAUCGGCCCACUUGGGAGCCAGGCCCAUUCAAUCGGCAUGAGUUUUUCCCCACAAAAGGUCAUUAUUACAGACAGAAAUACUACUCAGCCCCCUCCCAGACAAUCCUGCAGGUGAAGAGGUCCUGGGCUGCCGUGGUUACAUGUGAUCUGCAGUUGUGAGGCCGGUUGGAUGUACUGCCAAAUUCUCUAAAAGGACGUUAGAGGUGGCUUAUGGUAGAGAUAUACAUAUUGAAUUCUCUCCUGCAGUCAUCAUGACAAUUGCACAUUCCCUGAACUUGAGAGAUAUGUGACAUUGUGUUGUGUGGCCUUUUAUUGUCCCCCAGCACAAGGUUCACUUGUGUAAUGAUAAUGCUGUUUUAACAACAUCUUGAUAUGCCACACCUGUCAGGUGGAUGGAAUAUCUUGACAAAGGCUGAAAUGCUCACGAACAGGGAUGUAAACAAUGUUGUGCACAACAUUUGAGAGACAUUAGCUUUUUCUGCACAUAGAACAUUGCUGGAAUGUUUUAUUUCAGCUCAUGAAACCAACACUUUACAUGUUUAGUUUAUAUGGGUAUUGUAAUGUAACCUAACAUACUAAAUGGCGUGGCACGAAUGUUUUUGUAAUACAUAAUACGUUUUGCUCUGAGACCAGGUUGUCCCUCUGCAGUAUUCUGUGGGAAUGAGCUAGUAGACACUUCUUAAAAAAAAAAAAAUGUGGAACCUUUAUUUAACUCUGCAAGUCUGUUAAGAACAAAUUCUUAUUUACAAUGAUGGCCUAGGAACAGUGGGUUAACUGCCUUGGCAGAACAACAGAGUUUUACCUUGUCAGCUCGGGGACCUUUUGGUUACUGGCCCAAUGCUCUAACCACAAGUCUACCUUCCGCCCCUAACAUGUAUCAGAUAGAGAUGGUUUGAUGAUCACUUUUCACCACUAGUUUGGGGGGAUUAUUUUACAACUUUAUUUAAUGAUACACAGUUUAUGAAAUGAAUCCAUGUGUUUAUUAAUUGUCUUUAAAACUAGAUGAGUUAUUUUAGUUAUUGAUCAUGAAUGUGUUUGGAUAACUGCAUUGAAGCAAACUUUAUUGAUCUGCCAAUGAAAAAUAAAGUUACAUGAAUAUGUA